Lolium rigidum is the source of this 4575-nucleotide messenger RNA. Its product is annotated as disease resistance protein RGA2-like. The transcript has 5 exons. NCBI's taxonomy places the organism in Eukaryota, Viridiplantae, Streptophyta, Magnoliopsida, Poales, Poaceae. The record is from RefSeq and is a predicted model, not a curated record. Gene Ontology annotation, molecular function: ADP binding. Gene Ontology annotation, biological process: defense response to fungus. The coding region runs from base 42 to 3425 and encodes 1127 amino acids.
GCUUCAGUAUAUAACAAAUCCCAACUUGAUAGACACGAGUCAUGGCGAUGGUGGCAGUCGGGGGUAUGGUCGCCUCUGCCGUCAUCAAGUUGGUGAUUAAACAGAUCAGUUCCGCCAUCGGAGGCGAGAUCAAGCUGCACAAGAACAUGAAGAAGGAUCUCGAGCAUAUGAAGACGACGCUGGAGUGGGUGGAGGCCGUGCUCAGCGAUGCUGAGACGCUGUCUGUCACGGAUAACGCGGCGCGUCUGUGGCUGAAGCUGCUCAAGGACGCCAUGUACGACAUCUCCGACAUGCUUGAUGACUUCGAAGCUGACACCGACCUGUGGGCAGCUACGAUGAAUAAGAUUAAGAUGCCACGUAAGAUGAAGAAGAUGCAAAAGCGCCUACAAAAGAUAGCAGAUGACCGUAACAAUUAUCGUGUUCUACCAGAAACUCGCAGCGAGGACAAGCAAAUUCCUGAUAUCCGGGAGACAGCAGGGAACGUGGAGGAAGCAGAAAUCAUUGGAAGGACUGAUGAAAAGCUGGAAAUCUUGGCUCGUAUAUCUAGAAGCACCACUCAUGGGACCACCAUCCUUCCCAUAUGUGGCAUUGGAGGCAUUGGAAAAACCACCUUGGCGAGAUUAGUUUUCAAUCAUUCCGAGUUCAAAGAAUACUCUCGGGUGUGGGUCUAUGUGUCCCAGAAAUUUGAACUGAAAAAUAUUGGCAACAUCAUAAUAUCACAACUAUCACAGGAGAGGCUGAUAUCUGAUGAUUUGCAUAGUAUUGAUACUCGUCUUAGAGAGUUGUUUACUGGUAAGAGGAUCCUGAUAGUUUUGGAUGACCUGUGGGAGAGGAAUCCUUCUUACCUUCAAAAAUUGAAGGCUUUGCUGAAGCAUGGUGAGGGGAGCAAGGUGCUGGUCCUGGUUACCACACGCGAAAAAAGCAUUGCGCAAGAUAUUGGCACUGUUGAUCCAUUUGAAUUACCUCCCUUGUCAGAUCAGAUGUGCUGGGAUAUACUAAAAGUGAAAAGUAUGUUUGAAACAAGGCAGGACAAAGAGCGCUUGGAGCCUAUUGGUAAGGAAAUUGCAAAAAAGUGUGGAGGUGUGGCUUUAGCUGCUCAAUCACUUGGACACAUGUUGAAAUCCAAGACAUAUGAUGUAUGGGAUUCCAUCAGAUCCAACCAUAUCUGGAAUCUAUCUAUGUCCAAAGAGACAUUGUCUACACAUGAAGUACUUGCAUCCUUGUUGUUAAGCUACAACUUCAUGCCUCCACACUUGAAGUUAUGCUUUGCUUAUUGCGCAAUCUUUCCAAAAGGACACAGCAUGAUUAGUGAUGAUCUAAUUCAUCAAUGGAUUGCUCUUGGAUUCAUGGAGCCAUCUAGUACUUUCUCUACCUGGCAGCUCGGUGAGAGUUAUAUUACGAUACUUCUUGAGAUGUCAUUUCUUCAACAUUCAAAGAUUGGCGCAGAUUUUGGACGGUUCAUUAUGCAUGACCUGGUGCAUGACCUUGCAAGAUCGGUCAUGGCUGACGAAUAUAACUUGGAAAGCCCCAAUUGCCGCUAUGCAUGGCUGACAGAUUGUACGAAACCAUUAAAGUCGGCCACAAUUUCACCUGCAAAGAUAAGGGCACUGCAUUAUGCAAACAUUGUUUUAGAGAGUUCAUGUCUUAACUUAUCACCAGCUAAGCGAAUCCUUGUCUUAGAUUUAAGCAUAGACUGUAGGCGCGAUUUGACAGUUUCUAUUGGUCAACUGAAGCAGGUGAGGUAUCUUAGCUUUUCAGGUGGCCAGGCUCAAAUUAAUCCUAGGUGUAUCAGUAUGCUGUCAAAGUUGAAUUACCUUCGAAUUUCUUCCCGUGGUCUCAGAGUAUUGCCAGAGUCGAUUAGUCAGAUGAAAGGUCUGAUGCAUCUUGACUUAUCAGGUUGUCAGAACUUAGAAGGACUCCCAUUUUCAUUUGGGAAGAUCAGAGCAUUGGUACAUUUGGAUUUAUCAGGCUGCUAUGGUGUUUCAGGAAUACCCAAAGCUUUGGGUGGCCUAACCAAACUCCAACAUUUGGGUUUAUCUGCAUGUGAAAAUCUCAGAGGGCUGCCAGAUGUCAUCAUCAAUCUCAUUGAACUCCGGUAUUUAAAUCUAUCAAGGUGCUUGCAGUAUAUGUUUGACAACUCAAAGGAUCAAACGGAGAGUUUCAUUGACAGUAUAUGCGCCCUUCCCAAUAUGAAGCAGCUUGAUUUGUCUUGGACUAAUUAUCCUCUUAUAAUACCAGAUAGUGCAAGCCGCCUGACCAAGUUGGUGCUCAAAGGGUGCCACCAGAUUAUUAGGUUUCCAGAGUGUGUAGACAACAUUCCUGAUUUUAUUUUCAUUCGUGCCAUGUUUAUGAACUUCGAUGUGUACGCAGGUGACACUAGCAGUAACAUCUAUUUGCUUGAGCAAGCUAGUCCUGCUGAGUUGAAAAUCUCGCAGCUUGAAAAUGUGAAGUCCCCAGAAGAGGCACACAGUAUAAAUCUGAGUGAGAAACAGACCAUUGUAGAUUUGAUGUUAUCGUGGACGAAUGGUGCAGAUAGAUCUGUGGAUGACGUGGAGUUGCUGGCGGAGCUAGUGCCACCAACCACUUUGAAGACAUUUGAAAUAGGGGGUUACUGCAAUAUUGGCUUUCCAGUUUGGCUAAUGAGUAUUAGCAAUCAUCUUCCUAAUCUUGUCAAAAUGGUGAUGCAGGACUUGCCAAACUGCAAGAGUGUGCCGCCCUUUGGCCAACUACCAAACCUCCAAGAGAUUAGUCUCUUCAGUAUGGAAAGCCUGGAAGAAUGGGACACAUCGUACUUGAGUGGUGGUGAGGAUACUGUGAAUGCUCUUGAAGGAGUGUACAUAUAUGAUUGCCCCAAGUUGAGGAUAAGACCAUACCUUCCAAGAUCAGCAUCUUGGUCUAUAAGGAAAAGCGAUAAUGUGCUCCUACCACAGCGGGAGAGCAUGUCACAUAUUGAUUGCCUGACAGCUGGAGACAGCGACAUGCGUCUGCAUCAGUGGGGUUUUCUUCACCACCUACUCUCCCUCCGACAAUUAAUACUUUAUGGAUGGAGUGAUUUGACGAUCUCACCAGAGAUAUCCAGGGCCCUCCACUCCCUUCAGGAGCUGGAAAUACGGGACCACAAGGAGCUAGAGGAAUUGCCCAAUAACAUGAGGCAACUCACAAAGCUACAAUCAUUAACACUGUCCAACUGUGCUAGUUUGAGACAGCUGCCACAGUGGUUAGGAGAACUCGCGUCGCUCAAGACACUCAAAAUGUGGUCCUGCAGUGCCAUGAUGACUCUGCCAGAGAGCAUUCGAGAGCUCACAAACCUCCAAAAACUGCAAAUAUCCUACUGCAACCCUGAAUUGAAGAAGUGGUGUAACGCAGAGGAGAAUCAGAGGAAGCUUGCUCACAUAGAACAAAAGUAUAUCUCAAUUGGGAAGUAGUAGCUAAUGAUGGGGGCGGGUUGCGGUUGAUGUCCCAUCGUGUGGCGCUUGCUGCGAACGAACAUAAAGCGGCCCUGCAGGAGAGAAGAGAGCAGCAGCGCAAAAUCAAACGUGUCGUAUGAAUGCCUACCACGAAGAGAGCUCCAAGCCUCCAACUGCCCAGGCAUCUGAGUUGGCAUUUGGAGGGCGUGGGUUCACUGUUUGAGUGUCUCCUCUGUUUCACCAAUGUCCAAGUCUGAAACUCUGAAGAAGAGGGCUGGCCAAGUGCCGCCAAGACCACGGCGGACAAUUGGCAGCGAGGCUACAGAAUACAAUAUCCGGCUUACACAAGUAGGUGUCCUGGGGCGGCGCACUUCGUCGGGUACAGCGAUAGCGACCACGCCAGUGACAUCGACACCAGCAAGAGCACGAGCGGGAUCCUCGUCUUCCUCGGCAAGUGCCUCGUGAGCUGGCAGUCGAUCAAGCAGCAGGUGGUGGCCAUGUCCAGCUGUGAGGCUGAGUACAUAGCAGCCUCCACCGCUUGCACUCAGGCGCUCUGGCUCGCUCGACUGCUUGGUGAUCUCCUUGGUCGAGACACUAGACCAGUGCAGCUCUUGGUGGACAGCAAGUCUGCUCUGGCCCUGGCAAAGAAUUCCAUUUUUCAUGAACGGAGCAAGCACAUUCGGUUGAGGUACCACUUCAUCUGAGAAUGCUUGGAGGAAGGGAGCAUCAAGGCAAGCUACGUCAACAACACGGAUCAGCUCGCGGAUCUGUUCACCAAGCCUCUUGGGAGGGUCAAGUUCCUCGAGCUCUGCUCCCGGAUCGGCAUGGCUCAGCGCUCCCGCAAGACGGCGUACAAGACUUAGGGGAGAAUGAUGAAUAAGUCAUUGUAUUCUGGUCUUUGUGGAGCUGUUGCUGCACAAGGUUCUUGUGAAGGACUGCACCACACACAUGGUCCUUUGUAAAGGACAGGUGGUUAGGAUAGGAUAGCAUCCCUGAUCUUUGACCUCUUUUAGAGGCAUCAAAUACUGGUAGUUAGCAACUUUAGACUAGCAUCUUAGACUAGCAUAUUCUGGUUGGCUAGCAGCCAUAAAUCUGUAGUCCCAUGCCCUCAGUUUGGCAUGGCAUUGUGUGAGAUGUGUGUGAAAUAAACCAACGAAAAUUGCCCCAA